Molecule: messenger RNA, 756 nt
Organism: Zerene cesonia (dogface butterfly)
Lineage: Eukaryota; Metazoa; Arthropoda; Insecta; Lepidoptera; Pieridae
Exons: 2
Coding region: 1-756 (251 amino acids)
Source: RefSeq, a predicted model, not a curated record
AUGCUAUCUGACUUCAACCUUUUCAACCCCAAGAAAGCCAUAGAUUACGCGAGAUUUUACGACGUAUACUCUUCAUCUACGCCAUCUUGGUUGCAAACGUCAAAAAGCGCGCCAGAAAUGUCAACCAGUCAAAAUUCUACAUCCUCUGUGGCCGGCCAUUCCAGCCUGGCAACAUCUUCAAUUACAACAGAUGAUACGUUAAGUAUGAUAACAACACCGUGGACUACAGAGUCGUGGGAAUCGCAAUAUAUGUCGCCAUCAACGAACGCUUACAUAUCGUGGUCGAGCACGGAUAAAAUGUUUAUUUUAUCGUCGUUAUCUUUCGACCCACAAUCAUCGCCGUCGUCCUGUCCUUUAAGUUUGGAUAUGCGAAGCGAUAGUAGAUUGACUAUGACACUGUAUAAUAACAGCUCUAUGGAUCACGGGAGUCCAAUACUUAAGCCAGUGGAAGUGAUGUCUUCUACAACAUCAUCUACGUUUAGUUCUUGGACGAUAGAAUCAUUUACGAGCGACGGCAGAUUGUUAUCAGACUGCAGCAAUGCAAAGAUAGUGAAGGCGUAUUGUCGUUGGAGCGACAGCCCAUACUCUUUAUACAGCGAGACAGAUAUAUAUCCCAGCACUUUGAACUCGAGAAGCUUUAUUUUGUCUACCCCCAGUGGUACUCCUCCAUUGAAAAUGGAAAAGAAGGAAGGACUCGACCUCGACGACUUCGACUAUCCGAAUCUCGAAUAUGGAACUUUAUUGAAUUCGCCGUAA